GCACUCAGUGGGAAGCGUAAACGAGAGAAUGGCAAGAGUGAGAUUAUCAAGGACGAAAAAAAGAAGUAGUGUAAGUGAGACGGAGUAAGCUUACAAUCCUGUUUGGCAUACGCUGAAAGCAGUGUUUGUGUUCUUCAUGAGAACUCUACCAGACAAAACAUUCUCCUCUUAUAGGAACCAAUGACGUCCUCGCAGUAUGUGAGCAAAGAGUAGGUGUGGUAACGAGUGAACAGACUCGCAUGCGAGUAUUCCUCUAUUCGUGGUUACUGUACAAGCACGACUAUCGCGUGCUCACACAUCAGAACGGUUGUUGGUUUAUUCUGGCAGUCGACCGUCAUGCUGAGAAUAGUGAGGAUCAUUAUCGAACAAAGUUAAAUUGACGUUGAUCCGUGACUUAUCGAGUACUAUCGUUAAUCAAUGAGUAAUCAACAGCUUCUUCUGGCUAGUUGAACGGCGAAGAUCAGUGCUAAAGUAUUGCGAAACGAGAAUUAUUGAGUGUGCAAGUGUAAAAAUUGCAAUUGAUAAAAAAAAAAAGCAAGACAAAGCCAGAGGGUAAAGCUGGAUGCGCAUCUGCAGUGUGCAGUCAAAUUCAGGUACCAGGUUCUAUUGUGGUACCUAAGGUUGCUCGACUGAUCCCGUGGAGAAUGGGUUGCUGUGGUUGUGGAGAUGAUGCUUCAACAAAGGUAGAUCCUCGGACUGCUGAACAACAUGACUCACCAUUCAAUGAAACUGAAGUUUUUGCCAGAAAAAGAUCAUGUACAGAUCUUCCUGCACUACUAAUUCUCAUUCUUUUGCUCGGUGGAUAUAGUUUUUUUGUAAACAAUGCUGUAAAAAAGGGUGAUCCGUAUCGAAUAAUAAAUGGAUAUGAUAACUGUGCUAAUGUAUGUGGCCGUAAAACGCUUAAAGAAACUAAUCCAGAAUUCAGUUGUAAAGGAGCUGAUAUGACAUCUCGUCCAUAUUUGAAUGGUAAACUUGAAGCUGAUGGAACCUUUAGUCGAACAUGUGUUACAAAAUGUGAAAAUACAACAAAUGAAAUACAUUUUUUGAACCGAUGUCUACCAAAAAAAUUGACAGACAGUACAAGUUCCAUAUUGAGUCGCCUUGGCUUACAAAAUUUCUUCAACGAGGCUGCAAGUGACUUAAAUAUUGCGUGGAGGGAACUUAUUUACUUACUAUUAAUUGCUUUUGCCAUUUCAAUCUUUAUUCUGGUUGCUUUUCGAUACAUUGUACAAUAUGUCAUUUACAUUGUACUCUGUGGUGCAGUUGUCGUUUCCAUUGGAGGAACAAUUUGUCUCUGGUUGUUGUGGUAUGAAGAAAAGAAUAGAUCCAUACCUCAUGCAGAAGAUGCACACACAACAUCUUAUUUUAUUUACUCAAUUCUCAUGACGAUCGUUGCUGUUAUGACACUUCUGAUUGUUUUGGUUAUGAGAAAAAGAAUUGCAUUGGUCGCUCAACUUUUCCGAGAGGCUGGUAAAGCUGUCUAUUCUAUGCCCGCUUUAUUACUCCAACCUAUAUAUACAUACAUUUUUAUUGGCCUCUCCUUUGUUGGUUGGGUUUACUGCAUCUUGUGGAUCGAAAGUGCUGGUGACCUUUAUAAGAAACAAAAAAAUGGUCAUUUGCAUUACAGUAAAGAUGCAAUUCUUCAUGUUGCAAGAUGGUAUAAUAUGUUUAUAUUCUUUGUCAUGGUAGAAUUCUGCCUUGGAUGUCAACACAUGGUAGUAGCAGGAGCUGUCGCUCGUUGGUUCUUCACAAGAGAUAAAAAGCAACUUUCUUUACCAGUUACACGCAGCACGUAUUCAGUAAUACGUUAUCAUAUAGGAACAAUCGCAUUUGGUGCGAUGAUUAUAGGUGUAGUGCGAUUACUUCGUUCUAUGAUCGCAUUUGUUCAAAAUCGACUGAAGCAUUAUGAUAAUUCUUGUGUGAAAGGUCUACUUUGGUGCUGUCAAUGUUGCAUGUGGUGUUUUGAGUCGAUUUUAAAAUUUUUAACGAGAAAUGCAUAUAUAGAAACUGCUAUAUAUGGAUGUAGUUUUUGUACUGGGGGGAAAAAAGCUUUUCGGGCAUUAUCAGAUAAUAUUUUAAGAGUGGCAGCUAUCAACAGUGUUGGAGAUUUUGUUUUAUUCCUUGGUAAAGUGCUGGUAGUUGCCCUUACCGUUGUUGCUGGAGUUUAUUUAAUACAGAAGAAGGAAGGAUUACACUAUCCUUGGAUACCUAUAACAUUAGGUGGUUUAUUUGCAUUAAUUAUUUCACACUGUUUUAUUUCGAUUUAUGAGAUGAUAAUUGAUACAAUCUUCAUUUGCUUCUGUGAAGACUGUGUGAGAAAUGAUGGUAUAAGUCGACCAUAUUACAUGAGCAAAGGACUGAUGGAAUUCGUAGAAAACAGUAAAAAAGCCCUGAAGCAAUUGGACGCUCAACCAUCAAAUGCACGAUGAAUGCGACUCAUUGAUUUUCAAUCCAAAUCACAUAGAAACCAAGACUGAAGUGACUUUUGAAAUUUGUACUUCGAGUGAAUCAAAUGCAUGUUUUUGUAUUCAUAUUUCCUUUCUGUUUAAUGAAGUAUUAUCUAUUGCCAUGGUCUUCUCAAUAAUAAUAUUAAAAGAGAUAUUUUUACACAUACACAUGUACUUUAUUAAGGAUUAGAGUUUAUGGUAAAAAAAAUAAAUAAAGAGGAAAUUUGUUAUAAUAAAUAAAUGUUAUUAUUCUAGAUAAACGUUGGCUCGGUACAUACAUGUAGGUUUUUUCAUACAUCCGACAUUAUUAGAUACAUAUAAACAUCCUUGGACCGUGCAAGGAAUACGGGAUUAUGGAUUUAAAAUAUAUAAAAAAGAGUGAAAAUGAUGAUAUUAAUAAUUCGUGAUUAAAAAGCAAGAAAAACAUGAAAUAUUUAAUUUAGAACUUUGUAUCUAUUAUUGCAUGAACAUUGAACAUAUUUUUUAUAAAUCGAAAAAGUUAUUUACAAAGUGAUUAACUUAAAAUAAUUGACUCGAUUACACCCGCAAUAACAAUACAUAUUGACCAAAAUUUGUAAGAUAAAGUGAUAUCUAUUGAGGUGAUAUUUCAUUUUUUGUAAUUAAUCGAGAAAUCUUUAAUAGGCAGUUAAUUUAUAAACAGACAAAAUUAUUAACACACAUGCACACUUUGCAGUGUAUGAAUUAUGAAAUUUGCGGAAUUGAUGUAAAAUUUAUAAUAAAAAAGAUAUUGAUAAAUUUUUUACUAAUGCGAU
Chelonus insularis is the source of this 3220-nucleotide messenger RNA. Its product is annotated as choline transporter-like protein 1. NCBI's taxonomy places the organism in Eukaryota, Metazoa, Arthropoda, Insecta, Hymenoptera, Braconidae. Gene Ontology annotation, biological process: transmembrane transport. The coding region runs from base 645 to 2429 and encodes 594 amino acids. The record is from RefSeq and is a predicted model, not a curated record. The transcript has 16 exons. Gene Ontology annotation, molecular function: transmembrane transporter activity.